This is a messenger RNA of Falco peregrinus (peregrine falcon), 7379 nucleotides long. It is a transcript of the gene SCT, whose product is annotated as secretin. The transcript has 6 exons. Gene Ontology annotation, cellular component: extracellular region. Gene Ontology annotation, biological process: brain development; positive regulation of pancreatic juice secretion; negative regulation of gastrin-induced gastric acid secretion. The record is from RefSeq and is a predicted model, not a curated record. Gene Ontology annotation, molecular function: hormone activity. Lineage: Eukaryota; Metazoa; Chordata; Aves; Falconiformes; Falconidae. The coding region runs from base 6528 to 7040 and encodes 170 amino acids.
CCAGCCGGCCAACUAGUGUGGGCCAACUGAUUUGGCUUUGCUGUGCGACAGUGUCUCCAGGGGUACAGUGAAUCCUGAAGAGCAAAAGCAGCAGAAAGGCACCCUUAUAUUCUGUUGGCAGGUAUAAGAAUUAGACACAAUCCCAUUUUUAGAUAAGAGGAACUGUCCUCCUAGUGAAGGAGAAGGAAGAUCUCAUCAACAUCAGUACUUCAACGAACCCAAGGAAGCCAUCUCAUGUCACUUCAAGAAAAAAAAGAUGACAAAAGACAGAAUCAUUUGUGACCCUCAUGGAAAGCAAGAAGAGUUAAAUGUCAAACUGAUGGACAGUGAAUACCUAAGAGCACCUUUGGAAUGUGUCAAGUGUGGUCACUGGUUUUGAACAAGCGCUUUUUGCUUGAUUGCACAGUGUGCAGUGUCCCGGUUCCCCCACCACACUGUGACAGCCUGCUGGCUCAGGGCAGGCGGGUGGAGAGACUGUGAAAGCCACCCACAGCUGCUCUUUUUGUCAGAAAGAAAUGUUUUAAUCUCUCCUAAGUAGGUGCUAUGAAGGACACAAGAUAUGAAUAGCAGCACUUUCUGCCAGCACGGACACCCCUGCCUCACAUCAGACCAUGCCUCAGUUUCCCUUUUAUAAACUGGCACACUGGUGCCCCAGCCAUUCCAUCAAAGAAACAUCUGUUCCUACACCACUCUCUCUAUAAACUCAUACCGGUGCUUGUCAAAUGUGGGGGGAAAUGAGACUCUGGUACCCAGUACCUCGUAGAACCUCUGCCUUUCCUUCUGUGCCAUGCAUCUGUGACUGCAGCCUGUGGCCUGCAAAGCCUUUGCUAGUGAAAGCGAUGUCACCAUCACUGCCCUCCAGCCACCUACAAACUCAGCUGCCAGAGAUCAGCUCAGGGCAGCACCAGGAAAGUACCCAUUUCUUAUGCAAACCAACAAAACAGUGGGAGAUCUGCUUUUUCACUGUUUUUUGCAGUGUUUUUAAAGGAAGGUCAGGAAAAUGAGCAGUGCAACUGGUUUUCAGCAAGCCUCUGCUUGCUGAAAGUGGCUGCAGUGGAGCUGGUCCCCAACAGCCAGCCAAGGAGCCAGGUAGAGUCCCCCAGAGACUCCCCCAGGAUGAGUUAAUCGAGGAUUUGAUUGUAAGCCAGUUCAGGAUCAAGGAGGCUGUAAAUCGAGACAUCUGUCAGAGUCUCCCCAAAACCACAGAACUUUUAUCACCAUAGUUUUUCACACUUGAGACAUUGAAUUCUUAAAUAGAAAAAGAGAGCAAAAUUAUCGGCCAAAGUUUCAGCACAGAUAUGUCUCAACUCUACUGUUGAAUAGUACCCUAACAGCUGGGCAACAGAUCACUGAGGCUGUCUUCAGAUUCAGAAGAAAGGGAGGAAAAUUAAGAGCUUUUAAGGCCAGUCGUGUUCCUUUUAUUUGGCAUAUUUAGCCGAGCAAUCCUCUGUGACAGUAUCAUCUGCAGCAAAGCUGGCCUGCUUUACAGUCUGCCUGUAAUGCAUUUCUGAGAAAAGGGAGAGAGGUAGCAUCCUGCCCUUCAGGUUAACCUUUGCAAGAGAUGGGAGAGGAUGGCAUGGCUCUCCUGGCUUUCCAGGCUCUUUGAGUCCCCCUCCAAGAAGCUGCACACUGAAUAGAUCUUUUGACAUUUAACAUUCUGGCAAGUAAUGAUAAAUCCACGUAAGGUGUAAAAACUCAUGCAUUUUUGAUGGUGAUAAGCUGUGAGGAUGCAACUACAGAGAAAAUGGUUGGAUUUUCUGUCUCUGUUAGCUCAGAGUCAAAACUAGAUGUUUUUGUGGAUGCCUGGUUUCAGACUAAGCCAUGUAAUUGAUCUCACGCAGGGGUAACCUGGUGAAAUACAAGGGUUUGUGUCAUAGGGCAGAUCAAAUUAAUAUACUUCAAGGGCCCCUACUGGUUUUAAAACAUCAGUGAGCUUAUUAGAGCCACUCGUUAUGAAAAACCUCCUGGGGAGGACAAGUACGAGGCAACAGAGGCCGGGAAAGUCAUGCCUGUGAGCAGCAAGCACCUAUAAGUGCACCUCCUUCCGCUCUCAUCUUCACAAAGCCUGUCCUUGUUCGCCUGGGAGGGAUGCCCUUUCGCGUUCCUGACAAAGUCCAAAGGGGGAUGCAGCCAAAAUGAAGCCCAGGCAGCUGUGUAGCUGUCAGGAGCUGCUGUGCUCAUUGCUGGCACUGCACACCUGGAACAGCUGGGCCAAGCCUGCCUGCCAGCCAGGACAGAGAGCAUAUCAUUCUUAUAAUUAAAAUUAAUUCCCUGAAGUGCUUUCUCCUCUUCCCCAGACACAGCAAACAGCUGGAGGCUGAGAUUACGGGUGCUGAUGCCAAUUAGAGCUGUGAUAAGGCCAGGCGCAUGGGGAGCAUUAGUGCACAGCUCUGCUGUGGAGAGACGGCACUUGGAGCUCCUCUGUGCCAAGCUACAAGGUAGCUCCCAGCUGGGCAGAGAGCAAUGCUGGGCCAGGAGGGCAAGGAUGGCCAGAGCAGUCCUGGUGGGGGGAAGCCACCCAGUCCUGUCCCGUUGUGUCCCUGCAGAGGUAUGUGUUCUGUCCAUCAACCCACACUGUGGAGACUACCUGAGGACAGGCAGAGUGCACCCUCUUCAGCAGUCCUCAAAGGAGAUUUGGAAGGAGACCCACAGGGUGUAAAAAUCACCAAGUGAUGGAUGGGGGCAGUAGCCUGUCUUUGCAGGUCGUUAAAAAGCUCUUUGUGCUUCCUUGGUGACAAAGAGACAGCCACAGUACACACAUAGAUUGGGAAAAGAGAGCUCCUCUCUUCAUCUGAAAACUAGACUGUGCGUUGAGCCUGGCUUUUGCUUUGCUGGGUCACAGUGCCAGUAAAACCAACCCUUGCUUCUCUCUACCAUGUCCGUUCCCAAGCAGGGAGGAAGAUUUGCUGACAGGAGGGUAGUGCCUCAUAGCAGCUCUUCCAAACCAAAGGCUGUCUCCUGCUUGCUACAGGUGUGCCUGCACAGGAGGUCAGCAUUUGCAGGAUGAGCCGGGCUUAGCCCCAGCAUUCCCAGGCAGAGCAUCUCUAGGGAGGCAGAUUUACAUCCUCAGGGGGCCCUUUGGCUUAGCACCCACCCCUGCUCCAGAGCAGGAGUAUAAGGCAUAUUCUGGCUAGCUGCCAAAGACCUGUCUCAUCCCAUACCAUGGAAAACCAAGAUACUCUGUCAGCACCCAAGGUACCGCUCAUGUACCAGUGGGGCACUUUUCCCCUUUCUCUUUCCAAUUCUUAGCAAAAUAUUUGAAGCUUUUUUGGUUUUUUCCAGUGUGAGCCAAACACUGAAUAUUUAUCUUAAUCUCUUCUUUCAGAAGAACUGGGUUUUACUGCAGAUUUUGCCCAAAGAUUUGGCUGGAAGCAGAUAAAACUUUGAUUAAAAUGACUGAGGUCUGCUCUAGCAGAGCCCAGAGCUCCUAACACAAAAGUUUUCCUGUCCUUGCCCCUGGCCAGUGCUGCCAACCAUGGCGAUGAGUAGCAUGUCCAGCAUCUUCUCUCUAGACUUCAGAGCAAGUGGGGACACUUUCAGGAAUGUGACAUUUUAUGCUUUUGGCCCCUGCAUCUUAACUUUCUUUUCAAACUGGUGCAAAUCUAGAAAGGUGCCAUAUGUUGCAGCACAACAACCAGGGUCCUUGUUAGACUCUGCUGCCUAGCCAAACAAAGCAGAGAGACAGGCAACCUAAAUGAACCCAAGAGCAGCUCAGGAGUGGAGCACUAUAUAGGCAGAUAAGAGACAGCCAUGCACAUCCCAGAUCCGGACACCUCUGCUAAGAGUAAUUUUCCCCUUGCUGAAUCAUGUGCUGCUGUGGAGGGUGUGUAGCCUCAGAGGCAGGGCUCUCCCAUGCCAAGGCUGGGACUUGAAUGAAACCCAGGUAUCUUGUCAUACUGGGCAUGGGGAGGUGUAUAGUCCCUGCUCACAGAGUGAGCCUUAUAGAGACUGAUACAGCCCAUUUGCACACACAGAGGCACUGGGCAGCCAGCAAAAGGGAAUAAACAUGGCUUUUCCUUCUGUUUUGUGGAUUGUUUUAAGCACAAACCUCCAAAAGGGACCAUAAGGGGCUGGCAUGCUUCUGUGACGCUGGGUUUAUUCCAAGACAAGGAUUGCUCCCUAACCUGUUCAGGGUUUUGGAAUAAUAACUGAGUCCACCCUGGGGCUUGGGAAUGGGGUUGGUGUUUUUCUGUGGCCCCAUGACCAUAUGGACUGAGAUUUUUCUUCUUCCUUCUUCUCCCAAGCCCACCAACAGCUGCCCCUGAUCACCCCUUCCUCCCACCCUACUCUUCCCUUUUGCAGCCAAAAUUACAAAAUCAGGUGGUAAAGAUUAAAACCACUCCUGAAACGAUCCUGUGCAAGAAAGGAGCAUUUAGAAGGCUAAAUCCUUCAAUCCCCUUAUUCCAAUUAGGGUCCUUUCUCUUACAGACCUGAGAGUGAUGCAAGAAAAUUACUCCAAUCUGCUCUCAGUAGAUAGCAGCGUCAUGGUCAACUCCUUGGCCCGGGGAAGGCUCACCUGCAAACAUACAAGAGAAAAUCCCCAGUACACACAUGGACUCACACCAUGUAUAUUAAGAAAGAAAAAAAGAAUGGGGGAGGUUGAGGUUCCUGAACACCCUGUAAGCUGAUUAAAAGGUAUUUUACGUAGGAAGGAUUUAGCCAUACAGCUCCUAGUACCAUCUGACCUCAAUAAACUCCCAUGCCAUCGGCGGGUGCUGCCAUUGGAUUGUGUCCCAGCCUGUUCCUGGGCUCCUCGAAGGUCAGCUGUACCUAGACAGCUUCAUCAGGACUUGCGACACCCUCGCUGGACAUGUGUGGUGGAUGAGAUGGUCCUUCCCCAACCUUCCUCAGCCUGUCUUGACUCUCGUGCGCUUAGCCAUCUCGAAGCCACGGACCUCGAAGACACCAGUGCAGAGGCUGUAGGAGCAUUUUGGGAUGUGCGUUUUGGCCAAUUAAGGUGUCUCCAUGAAGAAAAGCAGCCCCAGCAGAUCCUGAGUUGCUGCAGUAACAUAGCUGAGGACAAGCUGGCGACGGAUGCUACCUUGCAAGGGUUGCCCUGGAUAAACAGCAACCCCAAAGGCUGGUUGGGCUUUCCUGGUCCAAGGCAGGACCAAAAAAGUUCAGAUGACAUGGUAGCAGCAUUUAUCCAGCCUGUUCUUGAAGUUCUCUGGGGGUGGAGCCUGAAUGCAUUCACACUGGUCCUUAGCCAGAAAGUCUUUUCUGAUCUCCUGCAUUAAUUUCUUUGAAGUUUGAAUGGGAAUUUCUCCCCUUCAAAACUCAGAAUGACUCCUAGAGUUCUGUGUGCCAAUUUUUGAGAGUCCACCUGCAUCAUUCUUGUGGUAUGGGGUCAGGAUACCUAGGUUUAUGAUAAAACCUUCACUUUUUUGAAAUGCAGUUUCUCGUGUCUUUUACCCCCAACACAGAAAAAGGCCAGGCCCAUGUGUUAUCCUUAAAUUUUGCCACAUUUGGAGCUAAUACAUUUAACAGUUAAAAGAUGCUGCAUUUCACACUGAAGGCUUGGUGACCCCUGUACAGGAAUUGUAGAGGAAUGAAGCUGGGUUAAUUAACAUUGAUAAUAUACAGCUGUGGGCUGGCUUCAGGGGUGGUGGGUUGGCUGAUGUGGAUAAGGCGCAGCUGUGGCUGGUUCCUGCUAAGUAGUUAAAUAGCUCUAAGGGGGGAGAUGGAAGAGGAGCUUUGGAUGAAGAGAGACCUGGAAGAAGCAGAGGGAGGAGAGUGAGUACCCUGCAUGUAGAUGAGGAGAGGCCCUAGGAGAAGCAGGGGGUCUGGAGGUGGAUGCAGCAGAGGCAAGAAGCAGGUUGGACUGGCCUGAAGAAGAUGAAGAAACAGUAUGGGCUGUAGGUGAACCUUUGAAACCUUGUGUGAGACUGAUGGUGGUGCUGAGGCGUGAGAGGGCUGGUAUGGGGUGAUAAAAGCCUUGUUGCAGCUGGCUAGCUUGUGUAGCUCUGUGAUGACCCAUUCCUCACACUGUAAAGAAGAGAAAAAAGAUCUUCCUCUAUGCCACUCUCAGCUUUAAUGCCUUUGGGAUGGGUCAGCUUGUGCGUGCUAGUCAUUAAGUACCCUUCAAUGAAGAGCCUCAGUGUCAAAGUGGGGGUAGCCCCUCUGUUUCAUAACCCUUGCCUGCUGCCAUGCAUGAGGGUGUCCCCAGCCGACAGCGUGGAUGCUGUGAAUAGCCCUUGUACCUGUGGCAACUGGAUUUACUUAAUGUGGCUCACCACAGGUCUCUCUGUGCUGUGCAUCAGUUGGUGUCAAGCCUAAGCGUAAGUGACAGCACAAAGAUUCUGGUGGCUUUACACCUGGCAGUAUCCUCCAGGCAGCUCGCCUCCUGCUCAGGCGUGGCCCCAAGGCUCAUAGAAUGCUUCUCCUUCCUGUCUUGGGGUAGCUCUCCCUGCCCUCUUCAAGGAGUGUUGGUGCAAGCAAUGGCCUCAGAGCUCCUUAGUGUUACCUCUUUGCAGCACUUUGCUAUACAUCCUGUUAAAGAGUGUUAUGUCCCAUAAACAGGAGAGAACAUGUUUUCCCAGAUGACUGGCCUGUGGCAACUAAUUAUUCCCAUGAUUGUCCUAUUACACUUCUCAGCAUCUCUUCCGUCCCAGGAGAGGACUGAGAGGCAUGCUGAUGGGCUUUUCCACAGUGAGCUCAGCAAGAUGAAUGGCAAUGCCUAUGUGCAGCAGCUAGUCAAACACCUGGUGGGCCUCAAGGAGAGGUCCCAGAGGCACUCAGAUGGACUGUUUACCAGUGAAUACAGCAAGAUGAGAGGAAACGCUCAGGUUCAGAAAUUCAUUCAAAAUCUCAUGGGCCACAAGCGCAGCUCACCAGGCCCAGUCAACACUGAUGUGCAGGGGAGAGAGGAAGAAAGCAGCCAUGAGGAACUUUGCUUUCUAUGGUUGUACCAGAGCUUUCUAAACACCAGCCACUCGGACAGUGAUGCCUGGGAAGCGGCUGCAGUUACCAGCCAGUAUGUUUGCCCCAUCACUAAGCAGCUGGUUGCAGACAUAAAGGAAGAUGCAGACAGUUCUGACUGAAGGUGAAGGGAAAGAAACACCCAAGGAGACAGCUUUGCAUGUAUAUAGCUUUGAAAAUAAACAGGAAAGCUAUUGAAUUUGCUUUAGGAAAAACUUGUGAGAUCAGCAAACAUAAACAGCAAAAAUAAAAAAGCAGCCAAAACCCAAUAAAUCCUCUUAGAUUAUCAAGUGAAAUGCAUGUCAGUGUGAACUGCUGUCAGUAGAUGGAGCCUGAAUGAAGCACAUCACUUCCACUUUGUGUUAGCAUUUGGCUGCCUGCUUCUGAAGUCAAAUAAAGAUUUGUUAGCUAUGUCUGUGCUUUGGCUACUCUUUGGGAAACAGUAACAAUGAUGGUACAAU